Macrosteles quadrilineatus (aster leafhopper) is the source of this 4197-nucleotide messenger RNA. It is a transcript of the gene Rrp5, whose product is annotated as protein RRP5 homolog. Gene Ontology annotation, biological process: rRNA processing. The transcript is spliced from 22 exons. The record is from RefSeq and is a predicted model, not a curated record. NCBI's taxonomy places the organism in Eukaryota, Metazoa, Arthropoda, Insecta, Hemiptera, Cicadellidae. Gene Ontology annotation, molecular function: RNA binding; protein binding. Gene Ontology annotation, cellular component: small-subunit processome; nucleolus; nucleus. Bases 72 to 4127 code for a protein of 1351 amino acids.
UAUAACCUAACUUACUUUACUUUUGAGUUUGAGGUUAUGUUCUGCCUGUUUCGUUGUAUGACUGUGAAAUCAUGACUACAAUGAAAGAAGAAGAGAGUUUUCCUCGAGGACGUUCAUCAGGCACAAAACCAGCAUUAAGGAAAGUGAAAGAUAAGCUCUUCAAAAAACACAAAAAACCUAAGAAGACUUUGAAAAACUCUUUCUUUGAAGACAACCAGGUUAAGAGCAAGUUUAAGAAAUUUGGAUCUAGAGGUGGCAAUGAAUUGGAAACAAACCACUCAAUUAGACCUCUAACAUAUCAGAGUCUAGAGGAAGGUAUGGUAAUGGUUGGAAGAGUCAGGGAAAUUCAUCUUUACCACAUGUUUGUCUGUCUCCCCGGAAAGCUGUCUGCUAAAGUUCCUAUAACAGCCAUCUCCGAACCAUACUCCAAUUCUCUAGCUCGUCUUCAAAAGUUGGAAAUCACUCAAAAGGAUUGCCCUCCUCUCAGUGAUCUAUUCACGGUGGGACAGGCUGUAGUCUGUAGCAUUGUGGAGGUCAAGAAGGAUGGAAACGUUCUUGCAGUUAACGCUAGUUUGGAUCCUACGCACAUCAACAAGGAACGCAGUCAUCAUGUCAUACGUGCUGGACACACUCUGGUGGCUGCAGUUAAGUCUGUAGAGGACCACGGGUACACUCUUCAUACUGGGAUUGCUGGGCUGACUACUUUCCUCAAAUUUGGCAAUGCUGCUAAACACAUAGAACUGAAGAACGAAGGGCGCCCUCUAGUUGUCGGAGAGCUGGUGAGAUGUGUGGUCACCAAGUGUAUGACUGGGCGGUCGGCCAGUCGUGCCGAGGUCACACUAGACCCCAGAGUUUUGGCCGAGACGACCAUCAGUGAUGGUAACUCUCAGACACUACACCCCGGCACCUCCGUCAGCUGUGUGGUGCAGCAGUCAUGUAAAGCUGGCCUCAUUGUAAACAUCGGACGUUACAAAGCAUAUGUAGAAGCAGCUCAACUACCCAGUUGUUGGUCUUCACACAAAUACAUUCAACCAGAAGAAGAACUGACAGGAACUGUCAUAUAUACUCUGCCCAACAAAGACUUUCAGAUCACAGCUCGACCGACGUAUCUCACACUCAAGAACUUGAGUCAACUCACCUAUCCUAAGUUGGCAAUUGGAGAUGUCAUAGAAGCCAGAGUUACGCAAAGUGGAUCCAAGGGCCUCUAUUUGUGCCUUGGAGUUAGAAAAGACAAGGAAUUGGGAAACAAAGGUUUUGUGUCUAUUAGGAGGCUUGGUGAAGAUAUUCCUAAGGAAAAUAUCACAAAGAAAUUCCCAAAAGGAGCUAUUGUCACAACAAAGAUUCUGGGCUUUGACUUCAUGGAGGAAAUUUACAACUGUACACUUGAAAGUGCCAAGCUUGAGCAACAAUACAUUUCUGCUGCCCAGGUCAAGGUAGGGGAUAGAGUGUCUUGCAGGGUUGCCGAGGUGGAGAAGACCGGCCUCAGGCUGACCCUCGGGCCUGUCAGACUGUACGUCUUCAAGGAACAUUGCGCGGACAUACCGUACCAGGAUCUGCAGCAACACUUUGGUACUGGGGACAUCGUGGACGCCAGGGUGUUAAAGGUGAACCCAGCGACUCGGCAAGUUUACGUGACUCUGAAAGAAACGCUGAUUCGCUCGCCAGCCCUGACCAGCUACGAGACGGCCUGUGAGGGAGAGGGAUAUUGGGGCACUGUGCGCUCCGCCACAACUAAGUGUCUGUUAGUCUCCUUCUAUAAUGACGUGACAGGAGCCCUGUACAACCCUCAGGGCCAGUUUGAAAAGGGACAACUGAUCAAAUGCUAUGUAAGGAAUGUAAAUGUAGCACAGAAAAAACUGAAUCUCAGUCUUGUGAAACCAAAGGGAACUACGAAACCAAAACAAUUAACCAUUGGUCAAUUGUAUCAGCUGGUAGUCUCCAAUGUAGGUGAUGAUCAUCUUGAAGUUACACCUUGUGAUUUUGAAGGCAUUGAUGGGUUGAUCCCAAAGAGUCAUCUACCUGAUCCAAACAAGUUUGGCGAAGGGGAUUUCAUCAGAGGCUGGUUGUUCUUGAUUAAAGAUAACAUUCAUUACUUUAGUCCAACUCAAAGCAUGGAGUACUUCUUUAAGAACCCGACCAGCAUUAAACUACGCUACCGGAUGACAUGCUGUGUGGCCGCUAUCAAACAGGACACAAUAUCUAUGCUUACUGCUUUGCCUGGCAUUCCGUCUGUUGAUGUCCCCAAACAGGAAUGGCCAAGAAAUGACCAACCUACGCUUCACCAACUUGUAAGGUUGUAUGUCAAAGAGUACGAUCCUGAAAUGAAAGUUCUUGAACUAACAUUAAAAAAGCCUCCAAAAGAAGUGAAUGUCAACAAUCAAGCAACGGAUGAAAAUCCAUCAAAGACAAAAAAUGUGGACAAGUGUAAUACAAACAAUGAAAAAUCUCCUAAAACCAAAAAUAAAAUUGCAACAGACAAUAAUGAUAGUAAAAUUCUAAAUGAAAACAAAACAGAAAAUGAUCGAUCUGAGGGUACAGGAGUUAAUGGGGAAAACCGGGACAGUGAUAAAGAAAAAGAAACAAAAAACACACCAAACAAGAAGAAAAGAAAACUUUCUGAAAAUAUUUCUGAAGUGCAUAAGGAAUGUGAUACAGAAACAAUAAGUCAGAAAUCAAAUCAAAUAAUGGAGGACAAGGAAAAGAAAUCAAAAGAUAAAAUUAAAGACAAUGACGGGGCUAGUGAAAAGGUUGAAAAGGUGACAGCUAAUAAAAAAGGCUUGAAAAUCGAAUCAAGCUCAAAAAAGAGAAAACUGAGUGAAAAUGAGAGCAAUUCUGAAGAAGACUCUAAAUUACAAGAUGAUAUUGAAUUGAACACUAGUGAUUUUGAUUCUGACGAUAGUUCAAAUCAUGUCAUGCAGAUCAGAAAACGUAAAAACUAUGAAAGCAAAGAAGACAUUCAAGUCAGUAAAGAUAGCAAGAAACUGAAAAAACGUAAGAGUCAAGAAAGAAGAACUGAUAUGAAGUCAAACUCAGACAGUGACAGUGAUGAAGAAGAAAAAGAAAUAAGUAAGAAUGUGUUUCUUCAAGGAAAGCCAAAGCCUACUUUAAGUGAGGCAGGAUUUCUUUGGGAUAUAAAGCCAGAAGACUUAAAUAAACCAACUGAGGUUGCUACGGAUGAUAUAGAUGAGGAAGAUGAAGAUUCAACCAAAGAGAAGAAAAAGAAGAAGACGUCGGCAGAUCGACGACAAGCGGCCAAAGAAGAAGAGGCAAGACUACGGCAGGUGGAGCAGACUCUGCUUGCAUCUGAGAACAACCCACAGUCAGCUGAUCAGUUUGAUAGAGCCGUGUUGGCGCGGCCAGACGACGACGAGCUUUGGAUAAAAUACAUGUCUCAUCACCUGCAGGCCACGGAGAUAGAGAAGGCCCGAGCUGUAGCUAGGAGGGCUCUACAGACCAUCAACCAGCGACUAGAGGUAGAGAGGCUCAACAUAUGGAUUGCCUUGCUGAACUUGGAAAACUUGUUUGGCACUCAGGAAAGUUUGAAGACCACUCUGGAUGAGGCCCUCAGAGCCAAUGAUGAAUACGCAGUGUACACCAAGAUGUUGAAUAUUUACUCUCAAGCUAACAAGGCACAAGAGGCGGAACAGCUGGUUCACACGAUGCUACGCAAGUUCCGAGAGUCACUGGAGUGCUGGGUAGUUUGUUGCGGAUCCCUGAUGAGUUGUGGACUAGCGGAUAAAGCUCGUAACCUGCUGCAGCGGGCCAUCACUGCAUUGCCUGCCAAGCAACAUGUAAACCUUCUGUGCAAGUUUGCCCUGAUAGAAAAUCAACAUGGGAACAGUGAGCAGGCACAGACAUUGUUUGAGCAUAUAUUGACCACCUACCCUAAGAGGACGGACAUUUGGAAUGUUUACGUGGACAUGCUGGUCAAGUCAGAUAAAGUUAAUGUUGCAAGACAAAUACUGGAACGUGCUACAAAACAAAGGCUUCCUCCAAAAAAAAUGAAGAUGUUAUUCAACAAGUGGAUCAGUUUUGAGGAAAAGAAUGGAACGGAAGAGAAAGUGGAACAUGUCAGAAAACAAGCUCUAGCAUACGUCAACAACAUUACAAACAAACUGGACGAGUAGAUUGUUGUUGCGGGAUAAUACUUUGUGUACAUACAUUACAAUAAGCUGUAUAUUUUUAUACAAUAAAAGA